CUUGCCUGUUCCUGAAUCUGGAUCUGACGCCGACUCCUUCCCGUCUAUUUUCCUCCUGUGUUAGCCGCCGUGCAGCGCCCGCCAACCACUGGCAAGGCCGUUGCUUGCAUUGACGGUGACGGUGACGGGAGUCUAUGUAUAUCCAUCCAGCCUGACCAGCCGUGGCUAAGUAUUACUAUUGAGCAACCGACAGGCCUGUGGUGGGGAUUCGCUCAGUCGCAAGCGCCGUCUCUCUUUCUCCCCAUCAGACUAGCUGACUAGUUCUGGCCGAUGGGGCAAAGAUGGGUGAGGUGUUGUCGGUCUCAUUUCAUUUUACCUCGUCCGGUUCGCGGCUGGGGCCUUGGCCCGAGCCAGGUACAAAAUCCUGACGGUUGUCGGCGCAAAUAGGCAAGGCGUCGUGGUGCCUGGGGUCUCUGGGUUCCUCCUCGCUUUGUUUCCGUGAGCCGGAGAGGUCCUCCAGGUGGAUUGUUGCGGCCCACUUCCGUCACCGCUCAGUGCUGCUCCCGGGCCAGACACCGACACAGACGGGCAGACUCCUUUGCGGGCGGCUUGUCUCUGCUUUGUCGCGAUUCGGUGCCGUCGGCCCCAACCGAGGCGUCACCAGGGGGCCGUCCAGGGGCGCAGAGGGGAAAAUCGAGGUGGCGACGGGGCAGGGCUGCCAGGCUGGCUUUGUUUGGACCCGGGCAAGCCAUGGCCUCGAACACUUGGGGCCAUUCAGUUCUGCCAGCAAGCGCCUCGAGGGUUGUUAAUUUUGACAAGAUGCUGCUCUUGCCUCUUUUGUCCAAUCCCAAGUCCAGAAACGAGGGCACUUUGUGACGAUCCGGACCAGGUCUGCCCGGCCAAGUGGCCACUAAAAUUAAGGAGAUUGCCCUCCUACACUCUGUGGUCGCAGGUUGCCUGUCCAGCCGUACUAGUCCAAAGGCCCGCCUUGUUAGUCCCUAUAUGUACGGUACCCCAGUCCCCGUGCCCCCCCCAGGCCCACCCGUCUCACACCCGACCCUGUCUCCGCUCUUUUGGCACCUCCCCGUCGAGUCAAUCGAUACUCACUCACGAUACCCGCUGCUGCGUUUUGACCUGAGUCCCUUUUGCUGGGGGCUCGUCCACUCAUUUUCAACACUCGCGCCCACAUUUCACUCACUCUCUCCAGCCAUCAAGCCAAGUAACAGGCAAAACAACAAGAACCACUCUCGACGAAACGAAACAGAACAAAUCCACUCGUUCCCAAGAUGAAGAAGAUCACCAUCGCAGCGGUUGUCGCACUCGCCUCCCAGGCCUUUGCCGAGCCGUUGCCUUACAGGCCCACCAAGGCCUUCAUGUCUGCCCGCGAGAUCUUUGGGCUGGGCCGCCGCGACGCCGAUGAUGUCUACCACCCGAAGCAGUCCGUCUGCGGCAUGGCUGAGACAUGUUCCAAGGCUUGUGGCGACUCUUUCGCGCAAUGCCCUUCCACCGAUAACCAGAUGCACUGCUACGACGCCGGCGCCAAGGAGGCCUGCUGCCCAGACGGCACCGGGAACUCGUGCGAGGCCGGCUACUACUGCGCCGCCGACACCGCCGGCCUGACCGUGUGCUGCCCCGAGGGUUCGGACCUGGCCUCCUGCGCCUCCAAGUACUCGGUCGCCGGUGGCCUCCACCUCGAGACCAAGAUCUUCUCGAGCUCCGCCGCCCCGAGCACGAGCGCCACCUCUGCCGCCAGCUCGUCCACCUCCUCGUCGUCCUCCGCCGUCCCGACCAGCGCCCCCGCCGGGCCCGCCGGCGGCGUCUUCUUCGAGACCGGCAACUCCACGACGGCCGCCGUGCCGUCCGGGACCGUCACCGGGGGCAGUGGCGGCGCGACCAAGACGAGCGCGGGCGGCUCCGGCUCUGCGUCUGCGACUGGGUCCACCUCCAACGGCGCGGGCGUCGCCAGCCCGGCCGGCCUCCUGGCCCUGCUGAGCGCCGCUGGCCUCGUCGCCUUCCUGUAGUUCUGGCCGACGUCGCUCACCGUGCGGCGCCCAUCGGCGACCAGGACGGCCACGACACAAGGAGAGAAAAGCGCCAAGUCCGCCACAUUCAGACCCGCAUGCGCAAGCACCGAAACAAAAAUUAAACAAAAACGAAAACCUAAAUCUCUGUGCGGUGCUGGAUGGCGGGUGGGCAAUGUUUUUUUUUCUCUUCACGAAUCGAAGAUAUCUGAGAGGAUGGGAUGAAGAUGGGAUGAGGAUUGAAGUGUUGUGCUUUUUUUGUUUUUUUAUAACGAUUACGAACAUGAGGAAGAGAUGAAGGUUGACGCCCACAUCACGUCUACUAUGCUGGACGUAUCUAAUUCACCGUAUACUAAUAGCAUGCCCUUCUUGUUGCUAGUCUGCGAUACCCCCCCUGGGGCUCGCCCCUGGGCUGGUUUUUAUUACUUCUAGCCCAAAUAUAGCCCAGCAUUGUACAG
Diaporthe batatas is the source of this 2419-nucleotide messenger RNA. RefSeq lists its product as uncharacterized. The record is from RefSeq and is a predicted model, not a curated record. The coding region runs from base 1227 to 1961 and encodes 244 amino acids. NCBI's taxonomy places the organism in Eukaryota, Fungi, Ascomycota, Sordariomycetes, Diaporthales, Diaporthaceae. The transcript is spliced from 2 exons.